AUGAGUACAAACAUGCACAGACAAAGCUCAUCGAGCAGUGGCUCCCCAGGAAAAAACUCUCAACAAUUAUUUAAAAAGGCCACCUCGCAUGAUCAUCAUACACUUACUUCGAGUCAACAAGAAAUGCUCCAUCGCAGCACGAGCGGAAAGACUGCUACUCAGGACAUAUUCUCUCUUGCCGUUGAAGAUCUUACAGAGCUUCAUCAAACCAAAAAUCUCAAGGCCAUUAAUGAGCUCGGUGGCUUUGCAGGUCUUGCUAAAAUUCUUCGGACAGAUCUCAAGAAGGGAAUUGAUUGGGAGAAGGAGGUGAAUUUUGAGGAAAGGUCUGCCCUCUAUGGAUUGAACAUUUAUCCAGAGCCACCUGCAAGAAAAAUCUGGAAAAUAUUUAUUGACUCACUGAACGAUACGACUCUCUUAAUUUUACUCUUCUUUUCUUUCAUUUCCAUGGUUUUAGGUGUGGCGUUUCCAGAUACCGAAGAUGAAAGACCCAUUGGUUGGAUUGAAGGUUUUGCCAUUUUCCUUGCUGUUGCCAUUGUCAGUAUCGUGGUCACAGUGAAUGACUACUCCAAAGAACGAAAAUUUAGAUCUCUCACAAGAGAAUCAAAGAAAGUAGAGGUAAAGGUUAUUCGAAGCGGCCUCAAUCACAGUGUUCUUAUUGACACCAUUCAAGUGGGAGACAUUGUUGAAAUUGAACAAGGUGACGGCAUUCCAGCAGAUGGUUUGUGCAUUGAGUCAAAUCAGCUCAAAACAGACGAAUCGGUCAUGACUGGAGAGCCUGACUUGAUUAAGAAGAACACUACAGAGAGUCCAUUCUUAUUGAGUGGCUGUACGGUGGCUGAGGGCUCAGGAAAAAUGCUAAUCACAUGCGUAGGCGUUCAGAGCGAAUGGGGACGCACUUUGCAAAGUUUAAAGGAGGCAGAUGAAGAUAAGGGAUCCACUCCUCUUGAGGAGAAGCUUGAUAAGCUCUCUGUGAACAUUGGUAAAAUGGGUAUGGGCUUUGCAUUGAUGACACUUCUCGUUCUCAUUUUGGGAUAUUGGAUUAAAAAGCUCAUCCAUACCAUGGAAUGGAUACCUCCUGCAGCUGCAUUCAAAGAGUCAUGGCAAGAACAAAACGUUGUUGAAGUGGUUAAAUUCUUUGUUGUUGCCCUCACCAUUGUCGUUGUAGCAGUUCCUGAAGGUCUUCCACUUGCAGUAACAAUUGCAUUGGCGUACUCGGUACGUAAGAUGAUGAAAGAUCAGAAUUUGGUUCGUCACUUGGCAGCAUGUGAAACCAUGGGUGGUGCCAACAAUAUUUGCUCUGAUAAGACUGGUACGCUCACUUUGAAUCAAAUGCGAGUUACUCACGCUUAUUUUGGUGGAAGGUACUUUGGAGAUCAACUCUCCUCUCUCCUCUCUACCCUAAGCUCGAGUGCCCUUCAAAUUUUGAUUGAUGGCGUUGUUGCCAACUCUAAGGCCAAUCUCGUUCGAAAUGAUGACAACAAAACUAAAGAGUUUGCAACUCAAGGAAGUAAGACAGAGGCUGCUUUGUUGCUCCUGCUUGUGAAACAUCUCAACCAAACCAUUGAUUCCUAUAGAGAGAGACGUCAUGAUUUAUUGAGCGAAGAGAGAGGUUGUCAUUUGCAAUUGCCAUUUAGCUCCAAGCUGAAAAGAAUGAGUACCGUAAUUCCGAACCCAGAUGGUGACACCAAAUAUCGCCUGUUCACUAAGGGUGCCUCUGAAAUUGUUCUCAAACUUUGCUCUCGGUACAUGAAAACCGAUGGAACCAUUGAAGAAAUGAAUAGAGACAAGGAGGAUGAAAUGAUGAGAUACAUUGAGGAGAUGGCCAAUCAAGGACUCAGAACUAUUUGCCUUGCAUACAGAGAUGUAAAUCCUGAUCGCGAAUUCGCAUCACGUCAUGAAGAAAUGGAUUAUCUCGAAAAUUUGGACCCUGUUACUUUGGAAGAGGAUUUAAUUUGUGUUGGCAUUGUAGGUAUCAAGGAUCCACUUAGACCUGAAGUUCCAGCGGCUAUUGCACAAUGCAAGAAGUCUGGAAUUACCGUUAGAAUGAUUACAGGUGACAAUAUUCUGACAGCCAAAUAUAUUGCAAGAGAAUGCGGAAUUCUUUCCAAGGAUGGUAUUGCUAUUGAAGGACCUGAGUUUAGAAAAAUGACCAAUGACCAAAUUGCUGAAAUUCUUCCCAGACUUCAAGUAAUGGCAAGAAGCUCUCCAACAGACAAGUAUAACCUCGUCAAGUUUUUGAAAAAGGCUGGAAACGUUGUUGCUGUUACAGGAGAUGGUACUAACGAUGCUCCUGCGUUGAAAGAAGCAGAUGUAGGUUUGAGCAUGGGUUUAUCCGGCACUCAAGUAGCCAAAGAGGCUUCCGAUAUUAUUAUUCUUGACGACAAUUUUUCUUCAAUAGUUAAGAGUGUCUUGUGGGGAAGGUCCAUCUUUGAAAAUAUUAGAAAGUUUUUAACAUUCCAGUUGACUGUGAACGUGGUAGCUCUCGUGCUCACUAUUGUUUCUGCCAUUAGCUCAACCUUUGUGAACGAGUCAGGAGGAUUUAAACCACCUUUGAGUCCUGUUCAAAUGUUGUGGAUUAACUUGAUCAUGGACACAUUUGCGGCUCUUGCCUUGGCCACAGAACCUCCAAUCCCAGAGUUAUUGGACAGAAAACCUUACGGAAGAAAAGAAAGUUUAAUUACACCAAGGAUGUGGGUGUUCCUUUUGGGUCAAUCAGUGUUCCAAUUGACUGUGCUCUUCACAUUGUAUUAUGGAGCUACGAGUUUUAGAAAUGGAGCAUUUUCGUUUGCUCGUAACGAUGAUGAGACUAGAACCGUCGUGUUCAAUGCCUUUGUUUUUUGCCAAGUUUUUAACGAGUACAAUGCUAGAAAGAUUAACUUUGAGUAUAACAUUUUCUCGGGUCUAUUCAAAAGCGCUUGGUUCAUUUCCAUCAGUGGUAUCAUUAUUGUAUUGCAAGCUCUCAUUAUUAAUUUUGCAUAUUACGACCCAACCUUAAUUGCAACUGGAAAGAAUGAUGGGCUUCAUGCUUCUCACUUUACUCAAACAAUCCCUCUCAAUUGGUAUCAAUGGAUGUUAACAAUGUCUAUUGGCUUUUUGAGUAUUCCUUAUGGAUUCGUGAUCAGAUUUGUGAGUAGGAUGGUUCUUCGAGUGAUUAGUAAGAAGAACACAAAGAAUAGAAUUGCAGACGAGUUUUCUGAGAGUGCCACCCCAGAAAGUGAAUUGUAG
Molecule: messenger RNA, 3225 nt
Organism: Naegleria lovaniensis
Lineage: Eukaryota; Heterolobosea; Eutetramitea; Acrasida; Naegleriidae
Exons: 1
Coding region: 1-3225 (1074 amino acids)
Biological process (GO): calcium ion transmembrane transport
Cellular component (GO): membrane; intracellular membrane-bounded organelle
Molecular function (GO): P-type calcium transporter activity; ATP binding; ATP hydrolysis activity
Source: RefSeq, a predicted model, not a curated record